This is a messenger RNA of Ailuropoda melanoleuca (giant panda), 5430 nucleotides long. RefSeq names its product hedgehog acyltransferase (gene HHAT). Gene Ontology annotation, biological process: protein palmitoylation. The coding region runs from base 16 to 1503 and encodes 495 amino acids. The record is from RefSeq and is a predicted model, not a curated record. The transcript has 11 exons. Gene Ontology annotation, cellular component: endoplasmic reticulum. Gene Ontology annotation, molecular function: palmitoyltransferase activity. NCBI's taxonomy places the organism in Eukaryota, Metazoa, Chordata, Mammalia, Carnivora, Ursidae.
UUGUCACAAGGAACAAUGCUGCCCCGAUGGGAACUGUCUUUUUACCUGCUUGCUUCACUAGGCUUCCACUUAUAUUCUUUCUAUGAAGUUUACAAAGCUUCCAGAGAUUUUCAGCAUCUUGAUGGUGGUGGUGCGGGGAUUGGUGUUGGUUCUGCGAGUUCUCCAAGGCGUGGAAUACUUGACCCGACUGACUUUGAGUGGAGCUUCUGGAUGGAAUGGGGAAAACAGCGGCUUGUGCGGUUUCUGUUUGGCCACGUGGCUGUGUCUCAGCUGGCCAACGUGCUUGCAAGGAAGCACAGACCCUGGAUCCUGGGGGCUUAUGGAAUAUGGGCCUCCUGGUGUGUGCUAGGAGCCCACGGCACGGCCAUUAUCUUUCUCCACACCCUGAUCUCCUUCUGUGUAGCCCAGUUCCGGUCGCUGGUCCUCACAUGGCUCUGUUCUCUCCUCCUGCUCUCCACACUGAGGCUGCAAGAUGUGGAGGAAGUUAAGAGAGGCUGGUACCAGACAGAGAACGAGUACUACCUGCUGCAGUUCACGCUGACCGUGCGCUGCCUGUACUACACCAGCUUCAGCCUCGAGUUCUGCUGGCAGCAGGUGCCCACCGGGAGCGGCUUCUACUCCUUUCCCUGGCUGGUGGCCUAUGUCUUCUACUAUCCUGUCUUCCACAACGGGCCCAUCCUCAGCUUCCCGGAGUUCAUCACCAAGAUGCAGCGGCAAGAGUACUGCUCGCUGACGUCCAGCCUUGCCGCCUUUGCCGUGGGACUGGGUCGCCUCCUCUGCUGUUGGUGGCUGGCGGAGCUGAUGGUCCACCUCAUGUACAUGCACGCCAUCUACGGCAGCGCCUCGCUCCUGAGGGCUGUGUCGUGUUGGACCUUAGGAGGACUGGCGUUGGCGCAUGUGCUCUUCUUCUAUCUGAAGUAUUUGGUGCUCUUCGGUGUCCCAGCUCUGCUCAUGCGCCUGGACGGACUCACGCCGCCACCCCUCCCUCGCUGUGUGAGCACCAUGUUCAGUUUCACGGGGAUGUGGAGGUAUUUUGAUGUAGGACUGCAUGAUUUCUUAAUCAGGUAUGUGUACAUUCCGGUAGGCGGGUCCCAGCACGGCCUGCUGGGGACGCUGUUUUCCACCGCAGUGACGUUUGCGUUUGUGAGCUUCUGGCAUGGUGGCUAUGACUACCUCUGGUGCUGGGCGGCACUCAACUGGCUGGGAGUCACCGUGGAGAAUGCAGUUCAGAGGCUGGUGCAGACCCCAUGCGUCCAGGACAGCGUGGUCCAGUUCCUCUCCCCGCAAGCCCGCCGUCGCUUCCACGCCGCCCUUGCAUCUUGCUCCACAUCCAUGCUGAUCCUGUCCAACCUGGUGUUUCUCGGCGGCAGUCAAGUGGGGAAAAUCUACUGGAACAGGAUCUUCAUACAAGGCUGGCCAUAUGUGACCCUCUCUGUCCUGGGAUUCCUGUACUGCUAUUCACAUGUCGGCAUUGCCUGGGCCCAGACAUACUCAGUGGACUAAUGCCGCCCGGCGCACGCCAGCCCUUACUGCUGGCCUCCAAGGCAAAUGGUGCUUCACCCUGACCUCGCACACCAAGACAACCUCCAAGGAACCAGUGCGUCAUCUGCUCAUCUUUUGUUGAAGUUACCUCACUCCAAGACUGGAAGCUUGAGCUCUCAUAGAAAAUUGACAACCAGAGAGGCUUCUCACUUUGGGGACCCAGAGCUCAUCUCCCCCACCCCAUCAUUUUCCUGUUGAGUAAGCAGGGGUCCAAAGCAGUAGUAUCUUGCCCAGCUGCACAUGGUGACAUUGUGGUCUAGAACCCAGUCCCAAGGGCCCUUCAGAUUCUUUCUACUUUACCAAGAAUUAAAUGCAGUAGACAUUUCUCAACUGGAGCACAGAAGUCCUGAUUAGUGAUAAGGCCUGUUCUCCACUGUACAUAUUUCUGAAAUAUUUUACUAACAUUUAAGUGACCUCUUCCCCAUGUCCUUCAGUGUGGUCUCUAGAACCAGAACUGCGGUCUGAGCUUCACACUUCAGCUCCCCAGCAGGGAGGAGACAAAGCCAAAGUCAAGUUUCUAAUUACCCAGAAGAUACAACCUGUCCUAUGGUGUUCCAAGGGCUGGUACCUAAGGAGAUCUGUUAUUGGAACACCAUCACGGUGAUCAACAUUGGAUGCUUGUUCCCUAGAUAUCCAGAGAAGUAUAAACAUGGCAGUUCCUCUAUCAGACAGUUAAUCUUCAUUUCCCAAUAAAGAAGCAGAAUGAAGGAACCAUGAGCUAGUGCGUCCAUAGACAGGUGCUGUCAGGCUAGUGACAGGGUAAGGAUGGUUUCCUGUGGUCUUUUCUCCUUUCCACGUGAGUCAGUCUCACCAGUCAUCUUCCCACUCAGUGGUUUACACUCAGUGGUUUACAAUGUUUUGUUUUCUUUCAAAUAAAAUGGAGCCUUUUCUGUCGCACUGAUAAAUCACAUUUUUGUAGAAUCAUUUUGAAUAGUUUUUGAAGAAAAUUCUUAAAAUCUAUACACCUAUAACUCUUAAUUAUUCACUCCUCUGGAAAGUGGGUGACAGACCACUAAUAGCCCCAAGUGGUAGAUAAGGCUGAAUAUGUCUGUUUGGCGUUGGAUUUUUUUUUUUUUUUGAGAGGGCAGGCAGUAUGUGAAGCAGCUUUGAAGUUUGAUCCAUAGUCACGUCAUUAUGGGAGAGCAUAAGUACAUCUCAGACACAUGGAUAAAAUUGUUACUGAAUGAAAGGUUCCCUUGGACCUGGUCUGGCCACGUGUCUCACACUUGCUAUCUGGUGUGAUCCUUGUGUCCUGGCCGUGGCUUUUAACUCAAUGAGAUUCAUAUUCCUAGAAUGCAGGACCGGCCGUCUUGCUGACAUCCCUUCUUCCUACCCAUUCUGCCUGGGAGAGCAGGUGUGGAUGGAGCAGGUGGUAUGCCGUGGGCAUACCCCACGUUGACUGCUCCAAGGAACAGACCCAGAGGGAGAGGCAGGCUGACGGCAGUGUCCUCAGCAGCUGCCUGGGUAAAGGACAGGGAGGCCAGGCAGGCGAUUCCAAGGUGCUGGGAAGUUUCCAGGAGGAGAUAGGGCUGGGAAGAGUGAGCACCCCAGUGACUACAGUGCGGGGUCAUGGACUAACACCAGUUUAGGAAGUGUGGCCAGCCACAGGUUCACAUGGAAGGAAGGGGCUGGCUAAGGACACACAGGAGUGUGAAGAUGAUUGUAGGCAAGCGUCUGAUGUAUGUACAUAUGUAAACAAUACAAUUUGAACUCUUCAGAGACACCAUUUAUGUAAAAACAAAGAGGCUUAUUCAUUCCCUCAACUUACAUUGGAGAAUUGGUGGAUAUAUUUGGAAGUAAUAAUCCUGAAUUCCUUUGAAGUGAUUACAUGAUUUAGAGGGUUCUCGGGAAUUAGUACCUGAUGAGCCACAUAUCUGAGGCCUGGUGAGCCGGCAUGCGGGUUCUCUAGGACCAUUGUUUUCUUUCUUUAACCUCUUGCUAUUCUCCAGCUGUAACAUGAAAGCGAUAAUAGGGCUGUCUUCAUGCAUGUAAAGUAAAAUCUUGGAUUUGCUUUAAAUGAGAGACUCUGGAAGUGCCUGGGAAGAUGGAGCCAUCCAGCUGAGGAGAAUGUGACAUGUUACUGCACAGACAUCAGCCCUGGGCAGCCUCAGGCAUGGGGCUGGAAAACAGCUAGACAAGGUCCAGGGUCACUGCUAGCCCCAGGAUCCCCUGACCUCAACCAGGCUCUGUGGGCAAGCCAGAGAGCUCCAAAACGAUUGCCAAGAUGAUCCCCAAGGAGGCAAGCAAGACAUCUGAAGGAGGGCCAACUCUUGGUGAUUCUAAUUCUCAGGACCGUGCAAGAAGACUGCAAAGUAUUCUAUUAUUCCUUCAGAUUAAUUUGUUUGAAAUGACAGCAGAAAGCCUUCUGUUCUAUUAAAGACUGCAGGCCUAGAAAGAAAAUAUAUCCAUCACAUAUCUAAUUGUAUAAUCUACAUAUUGGGAAGCUAGUAAUUUAGUGGGAUGGGGUUCCCCUUAAAGAAAUUGUGACUGCUCACUUCCUUAUUUAAAAUAAUAAUAUAAUUGUUGACUAAGUGUAAGAAGUUAACCAUAAUAUCAUGAGUUUGUCUCUAACAAAUGUACUGGAACAUAUCCACACGAUAGGACCAACUAUUGAGAAGCCAGAUUAUCUUGACGGUGCUGGCCUUUCUCAGUGGGCAUUGAGAAACCUGAGGCCCUUCUUCAGGGAAAUUGUUUCAUUUUAAAACAAACCAACAAAAUCCCAAUAGUUGACAACCCUUUGGCACCCAGAAUAUCAUAUCUAUAACUUAGCUCUGUAUUACUAGUCCUUUUGACUAAUUAUAAAAAUCAUAUUCACGAAGAGAGAUUUUUUUUCACCAUUGAGGAUAUAUAAAGAACAUAAUGUUCGGUGCUUUAUUAGGUGAGAGUUUCUUUUCUUUCUUUUUUUGGUGAGACUUUUGACUGAAUAUCAAUCACUUGGAAUUUUAAAUACUAUCACCUUUCGUUUAUUUUUAUUAUGCUUUUCUGCAAGGUAAUGAAACAGUAGGUUGUAGAGGACAUCAUUAAGAGUGCUGUAUUCAUACCGUGGCCCUAGGAGAUCAAGCAGAGGCCCGAAUGUGGCAAGCUGAUCACAGAUUCCUCAUUCUGAAUUAAGUUCUGUCUACAAAAAGAAAAGUGCCCGUUUUGAAAUGCGGUCCAGUGGUAUGAAAUAAGAACUCAGGUUGACAGGCCCGUGGAGAAUUUCACCAGGUGCAGGAAGCAAUUUUUAAAGCAAGUAUUAAAACCACAGCCAAACUGAGAGAGCUGGUCUAUAGGCCUAGUUCAUUGAGGGGCAAACAGUCCUCUGCCUUACUGGCUUCGGAGACCACCCGUGAAUUCAAGCACAGAUCAGAACUCAUAUGGUGGAUGUGGAAUCAUUCCAAAAAGAUUCACUUAUGUUUUUGACACUCUAUUUUAAAAGGCAGGGAAGCGUUCUUAUAUCUAAAACAGAUUUCAAUCCAAAUUGUUAAAAAUGUAAAAGUUCACUUCUCAUUGGGAGGCCACGUUCAGAUAUGUGUUAAAUCAAUGUGUUUUGUACCACAGUUUUCCACUGAUGCCAGCUCUGGAAGGCAUCUCGGGACGUCUGAAGAGCAGAUACAGCCCUAUUUCUGGAUCAGAUGGCAAAGCACCUUCACAACCAUUCUCUUGCUGUGCUGUACUUAGACAUGCAAUCUGGGGGUCUCUAGAAUUCUAAGGUCUCCAAAACCAUACUUACAGGGACUCUCCAAAUUCGGGCCUCCCAAGCUCUUGAAAAGGAACAGAAAGUACCAUCCUUGUUCUGCCAUCUGGGGUCAGAACACCAAUUCAGUACCUUAAAAUUGUGUAAGAAAAGGCAAAAGCAAAUAUCAUGUAUAAAAUAGUUUAUUACCGUAAUAAAUAAAAUUAAACUUU